AUGGCAGGAACAAUCUUAGGAAAGCGCACUCAUGGUGCUGUGGACUCAGGAUUGCCGGUACGAACCGCGAGCAAGCGCCGAACAGUUGCUCCCCGAGCUCACCAACGAGAUACCGUUCCAACCUCAUUACGACGAACUAGGUCAGCAGUAAAGAAAGCAGAACAACCUGACCAAGAAAAUGGCGAGAGCAAGACAGUGUCGGAGAAUAUUUCUUCGAAACAUACCUUGCGUGAUGACCAAUUCAAAUCUCCGGUCAAGAUCAAUUCACAUUUCACCGUCUCGAAACCGGUGGAAGAAGAAAUCGCGAAACCCAUUGAGUUCGAAUUCAAGACACCUUCCAAAUCGCGAUUCCGAGACGAUCUACCACAAUCCCCCGUCACCCCUAGACAUCGAGUGCAGAGUGCCACUCCGAAAAUUGUGAACUCGGUGUAUUCGCAAGCUAGGCAACUGUUCGCCCGAGGCUCCAAUUCGGGCCGCUUAGUGGGACGUGAUGCGGAGCGGGAAAAAUUGGUAUCUUUUAUCACAGAUGGGGUGGAGUCUCGGAAAGGAGGGUGCCUCUAUAUCAGCGGUCCCCCUGGAACCGGAAAGAGCGCCAUGGUCCAGGAAGUGUGUGGAGAUCUCGACCUUUCUAAAAUCAAGGUCUCGCAUGUGAACUGUGCAAGCAUGCGAAUCUCUCGCGAUGUCUACAGCAGGCUCAUCCAAGAUUUCUGCGAGGACUCGGAUAUGUUCAAGAAAAGCGAGGGGGAUCGCCUCAAAUCUAUAUUCGUUCCAUCCAAGAAAGGGCAGGAUAUGUUCCUGGUCACUUUGGACGAGAUUGACCAUCUUCUCAACGGUGAUUCAGGGGUUUUGCAGUCACUUUUCGAGUGGUCAUUGCAAAGCAAGUCCAAGCUGAUGCUAAUUGGCAUCGCUAACGCCCUUGAUUUGACCGACCGCUCGCUCCCCCAGCUAAAGGCGAAGAACCUGAAGCCCCUCUUGUUGCCGUUCUUGCCGUACAGCGCUGCGUCUAUCGCAGACGUCAUGACCAAUCGUCUUCGCUCAUUGCUCCCUGCUGGGGCAGAAUCCGACCCAAAGCUUGUCCCCUUUGUUCAACCGGCCGCCAUCCAACUUUGCUCCAAGAAAGUAGCCUCACAGACAGGCGAUCUCCGCAAGGCCUUUGAGUUGAUUAAGCGGGCAAUCGAUGUCAUUGAACAGGAAACAUUCCAGAAAUUGGAUACGCAAGCCAAGGAGUCUGAGAGUGUUUCGAUAUUAGGGGAGAACACCAAUUUGUCUUCGCCUGCCAAAGUCGGCAGCGCUCCGAAGCCAACUUCCAUGUCAAGCUACACAGUCAUCACGGCACCUCGAGCCAGCAUCGCCCACAUUGCCCGCAUCACAUCUGCAGCUUUCGGUCAAGGCACUGUUCAAAGACUGCAAAGUCUGAACCUGCAGCAAAAGGCUGCUAUCUGCUCCCUGAUUGCGCUUGAACGCAAACGCCGCCAAUUCGAGAUCCCAAGCACGCCCUCCAAGUCGCGUACAUCGGCACCCACUAUCAAGCAAGCAUUUGAUACAUAUUGUGCUCUGUGUCGCAAUGACAACAUUCUGCAUCCCUUAACUGCCACCGAGUUCAAAGACGUUCUCAGCAAUUUGGAAACAAUGGGCUUGGUUGGAGAAUAUCAGGGCCGUGGCCGAGGUGGGACUGUUGCAGGAGGCACAGAUCUGCGCCGUACACCCUCAAAAUCCGGCCAUGCUCCGUCGACUCCGCAUAAGGCCCUUGACGAGCAGGCUCUUGUCUGCUUUGUUUCCCAGCAGGAAAUUGAGAGCCAGAUUGCUGGUCCCGGUGAAGGAAUUCUUCGGCGCCUUCUCCGCGGCGAGGGAAUAUGA
Molecule: messenger RNA, 1857 nt
Organism: Penicillium mononematosum
Lineage: Eukaryota; Fungi; Ascomycota; Eurotiomycetes; Eurotiales; Aspergillaceae
Product: AAA family ATPase CDC6
Exons: 4
Coding region: 1-1857 (618 amino acids)
Biological process (GO): cell division; mitotic DNA replication checkpoint signaling; DNA replication initiation
Cellular component (GO): nucleus
Molecular function (GO): DNA replication origin binding; ATP hydrolysis activity; ATP binding
Source: RefSeq, a predicted model, not a curated record